GUGGAGGCGCAGCGUAACAACUGCUGAAGUCUCCAUGUGACAGUGAGCGGGGUUCCAGCUCCCGGCGCCGCUCGACUCUGAGUACCGGCCCCAAGCACUGCCCACUGUUCCGGCGCCAACAGAGACCAGCAGGCCGGAGACUCCUGGUGUUUGACCGUGCCGCCACGGAACUUGUCGUGUAGUGUGAAUUGUACCUGAGGCACGGAGAGAGGCGAGCGUGGAUUUCUGUCAGCACCGGCGCCCGGACCACGGAGACAUGAACGGCUUCACGCCUGAGGAGAUGAGCCGUGGUGGGGACGCGGCCGCCGCAGUGGCCGCCGUGGUCGCUGCUGCCGCCGCCGCCGCCGCCGCCUCCGCCUCAGCCGGGAACGGGACUGGCGCGGGCGCCGGGGCUGAGGUGCCGGGCUCCGGGGCGGUAUCAGCGGCUGGGCCCCCGGGAGCGGCCGGGCCGGGCCCCGGGCAACUCUGCUGUUUGCGGGAGGACGGUGAGCGGUGUGGCCGGGCGGCGGGCAAUGCCAGCUUCAGCAAGAGGAUCCAGAAGAGCAUCUCCCAGAAGAAGGUGAAGAUCGAGCUGGACAAGAGCGCAAGGCAUCUUUACAUUUGUGAUUAUCAUAAAAACUUAAUUCAGAGUGUUCGAAACAGAAGAAAGAGAAAAGGGAGUGAUGAUGAUGGAGGUGAUUCACCUGUUCAAGAUAUUGAUACUCCAGAGGUUGAUUUAUACCAAUUACAAGUAAAUACACUUAGGAGAUACAAAAGACACUUCAAGCUACCAACCAGACCAGGACUUAAUAAAGCACAACUUGUUGAGGCUUACAUCCUUCUGGAAUCACUGAGGCUGGCAGUGUGGGGUCAAACAGCAACUGGUUUCAACCUUCACAAUUCCGAUCCCCCCAGAAGAGAGGUAGAAAAGCAGGGAGAUAAACCAAGAAGUGGACCUCCUGGAUCUGCUUUGAUAAUUCCCUGAAUACUCUUAGUUAUGUCAAUAUAAGUUUGUACCUGUGGCUGCAGAACAGGUAUUGAAGAUCCAGGAUGCAUGAGAACAUGAACGCCUAGAAAUUCUUGACUAGGUUUGGUAAGCCCAGUCCUGAGCAACGAACAGUAAAUAACAUUUCAUUUGUAGGUGAAGUGAAAUCCAUCUUUUCCCAAGUCAGAUCAACCUGAAAUGGGGUGCAGGGGUUCAGUGAAGCUAUCUCAAACUAUACUGGCCGAAUCACUAUCCCCCUAGUUCCAAAUUUCCAAUCUGAGGAUGAUAUACAACAUAUUUAGCAACCUG
Molecule: messenger RNA, 1273 nt
Organism: Cynocephalus volans (Philippine flying lemur)
Lineage: Eukaryota; Metazoa; Chordata; Mammalia; Dermoptera; Cynocephalidae
Gene: SAP30
Product: Sin3A associated protein 30
Exons: 6
Coding region: 257-964 (235 amino acids)
Biological process (GO): regulation of DNA-templated transcription
Cellular component (GO): histone deacetylase complex
Molecular function (GO): protein binding; transcription coregulator activity
Source: RefSeq, a predicted model, not a curated record